AUGAAUAGCAGCUUAGAGGGCUCGGCAAAUAGUUCCUAUGGAUCCGUGGCCAUCAUCGAGCCGACUCAAGUUGGUGGGCUUUUGAGCGCUGCAUUAUUUGGUUGUCUUGCCUGCCAGUCCUACUUGUAUUUUACAAGAUUCGCGAGCGAUGGCUUCGCCCUGAAAGCAACUGUAUCUGCAAUCCUUUUGAUUCAGCUGGGCCAAUUUGUCUGCAUAAUAUUAACAUUGCGGGCAAUGACUGUCAGCGCCUAUAGUGAUCCAUCUCGACUCAAUAUCCUUCCUCUAGCGACAGACCUGGUCAUCAUGUUGAGUGGCUUUACGGUAUUCAUCGUUCAUUCAUUUUACGCAUUUCGACUUUGGAAGUUGACCAGAAGCCUGUUCUUACCUAUUCUUUGCGGAAUGCUCUCCGUGGUCGCACAAAUCUCCAUGCUCAUUCUCUCAGUAAGGGCGUUUUCUAUGACGGACCUCAUGACGUUUAUAGACAGUCAAAUUGUGCUGAUUGCGCUGUCUUGGAUUGCACGUGCGGCCUGUGACUCCAUCACCACCGUCGGCGUCACCUGGAGUCUGAGAAAGGGACGAGUCUCUGGUUUUAGAGAGUAUGACUAUCACGGCGAUGACGGUCGACCGCUUGAUUCAUUGGACACUUGCUUCAAGUUCACAGUCGUGAAACAAAACUAUGUGUGGUUUGGAAUAUGGUUGUUGUGGCCUAAUGUCGUAGGGAACUCCUUGUUAGCCUCGUUGAAUCGGCGGCUACUCCUUCGAGAGAAUCGGAAGUCCUCAAGAGGUGAUGCCCAGAGUCGCGGUGGUGGUUUGAAUGCAAUUGGUUUCGCAGCGGGAGAUAUGCAAUCAGACAGAGACUCGCUGCAAAACUUGAAGAACCGAGACGUCCAAGUUCAAGUGUUCCAAGAAACAGAGCGCUCAAUCAAUCAGGAACAAAACCGAGUUUCGAAGCCUGCGGUAGUUCACAUACGAGCAUGUGUUUCAACAGAUGAUGAAACUGAUUGUUAAUUAUGAAACGAGUGUACGACGAGAUGGUGUAUCAGUAGCGUCCUUUAGGCAUGAAAAUUGAUCGAAGCUUUGUUUGUAAGUGA
Molecule: messenger RNA, 1091 nt
Organism: Suillus plorans
Lineage: Eukaryota; Fungi; Basidiomycota; Agaricomycetes; Boletales; Suillaceae
Exons: 10
Coding region: 1-1008 (335 amino acids)
Source: RefSeq, a predicted model, not a curated record